Molecule: messenger RNA, 548 nt
Organism: Pygocentrus nattereri (red-bellied piranha)
Lineage: Eukaryota; Metazoa; Chordata; Actinopteri; Characiformes; Serrasalmidae
Gene: s100a10b
Product: S100 calcium binding protein A10b
Exons: 3
Coding region: 148-450 (100 amino acids)
Cellular component (GO): cytoplasm
Molecular function (GO): calcium ion binding
Source: RefSeq, a predicted model, not a curated record
AGAGGCCGGAGAAGCGCCCUGCGCAUGCGUAGCGUUCGGGCGGUGCCUGAGUAUAAAGUCUUCUGCAAACAUUGGCAUUUUUUCCCCCUGCAAGGAAAAAUCCCUGCUCUCACAGUUCCUCUCCGUCUUCAACAAGCGUGAGCCACCAUGCCGUCUGAUCUGGAGAGAGCGAUGGAAACCCUCAUUACAGUGUUCCACCGUUACGCGGGGAAAGAGGGCAACAGCAACACACUGAGCCGCAGAGAGCUCAAACAGCUCAUGGAGGUCGAGCUCGCCGCCUUCUUAAAGUCUCAGAAAGACCCUGCUACAGUGGACAAGAUAAUGAAGGAUUUGGAUACUAACGGAGACGGAGAGGUCAGCUUUGAAGAGUUUGUGUCACUGGUGGUCGGUCUGUCCAUCGCCUGCGAACAGUGCUACCAGAUGCACUUAAAAUCACCAAAAUCAAAGUAAAAGAAAGAACAGAGAGAAGGGGGGAGAGAGAAGAAAGUUGGGUUUUCUAUUGAGUCAUUUUAUAAGUGAGCUUUAAUAAACACCACUGCGAACAACAA